AUGAUGUUCUCCUUCCGCGCUGGGAGCGCAUCGGCGUCUCCACAGUCGGAGCGUUUAUCCAGAGCUGGAGACCAGGGACAGGAACCCAGACCCAAGCGGGCCAAGAUCAGCGUUGCGUGUAAUGUGUGCAAGGCGAGGAAGACCAAGUGUGAUGGUGUCAGGCCGGUGUGCGGUCCCUGCGCGAAGAGGCAGGGUUCGCAGGUUUGCAGGUACAGGGAGGAAGAGGUUCCGUCUGGUGCGCAUUCUAAUUCUACCCCGGACAAGCGGAUAAACAUCAGCACUCCGCAGUCGCACUCCCACUCGCAGCAAGCAUAUAGAACCCCAUCACAGAGCCACAUCGAAGACGGCCGGACCAGAUCUCACAGCCCGAUCGUACCUAGCGGGAGUUUGUUCGGAGCAUCUAGUGGAGCACAGAUGUUACACGAGUCGAGGCGCGAGUCAGACACGACAAGCGGGUUCGAGCAGGGAGAGCAAAGGAGUCGAGUUCAACCGAAACCUCUCAAAGAACUUCCGAGACUACAGAAGCGAGGCCCUAGAACAGAGCCGUCCGAUGUCCAGUUUGCAAUUCCCCCCCGGAAAGUCGCAGACCAUUUACUUAACCUGUAUUGGGACUUUGUCGACAGCGCGUAUCCCUGGCUGGACCGGGCUUCUAUCGAGAAGGCAUACGAGACACUGUGGUCAAAGGAUGGCGAGGCCGAACUAACGAUGGACGAGAGGGCGCUGCAUUGUAUUCUGAAUCUCAUGUUCGCGACAUCGUGCGUUGCGUCUCAGGGCGAGCCUCCUCUGUCACGGUAUCAAUCCUCUGUUGUCUUUUUCGACAGAGCGCAGGAGUUGAUGUCGUACGGGUUGAUGGAGAUAUACAGCUUCGAGAUUAUCCAAAUAUUACUACUAACGGCGGUGUAUCUGCAGCACGACAAGGUGCCCCAGAAGUGCUUCCGCAAUAUUGCAACAGCAAUCCAUAUCGCGCAGGAAUUGGGUCUUCAUGUCCCUGAGACAACCGAGGCUAUCAGUGACCCACGCGAGCGAGAUCUCGCACGUCAAGUCUGGAACGGGUGCGUUAUCAUGGAUAGGAUCUGUGCUAUGACAUUUGGAUGCGCCCUCAAGAUUCCCCAAUCACUCGCGAAGCAAGGGCUAAGCUCACUGAUGCUGAACUCGAUGGAGACAAGUAGAGAUACUGAACAUGUUGCGCUCCCGUCGAAAGUCAAUUUCUACAUAUCGUUUUGCCGACUGCAUCAUAUCAUCGGGGAGGUGUUAGAGAUAUUCUACAUCUCCCGUGAAGACACCGCUAGCAAAGAAGACAAUGCGUCUCUGUACUUUGAUAGAUUCGCAAGCCUCUUCCGUAUCGAGUCAGAACUGAAUAGCUGGGCUGCAAAUUUGCAUCCAUUCUUUCAGAUGCCUUCGGAUCUUGCAGACCCAACGCCGACGAAACAUAUCACUCGUGAGGCGAAUAUACUACGCGCCAGAUAUUUGUCCGUUCGACUUCUCCUCUUUAGACACUUCCUACUACAAGACCAUCAGACCAAGCCGACCCCAAUACCGAGUCUGUACGCCGAAGAUCCUCAGGUCAUGCCCAAUGUCGUCCUCCACUGCCAGCUCAACUGCGCAAAGGCAGCGGGGGACAUGAUCGAGUUCAUUGCGAGGAAUCUACCAGAGCAGACGCAAGCGUACAUAUUGCCGUCAAACUGGUAUACCGUGUCUUACGUGUAUAUGGCAGUAACCAUCCUGCUCGCAGCCAAAACAUCGCGGUCCCGGCAACUAAUGGAGAAUCUAUCUGCAACUCGCAUGAACAGCCUGCUACACCUAGCACGCGAUAUCCUCAAGGGCUACGAAUCACACACAACGCUAGCAUCGAGAUGUAAUUCCGUUCUGAAACUAAUUGGCGAGAACAUCGACACUCGGCGCCGUGGGUCUGGACCUGAUGCUAUUCCUGUUGAAUCUGGGCUUCCAGGAACAACGAAUAGUACCAAUAAUAGCAGUCUAGCACAACCGGACCAAAUCAUGACCGGGCCAGAAACUCAGGAUAGCCUGGAUAGUCUGGCCUGGGUUGAUAAUUAUGCGUUUGAUUGGAAUGACUGGCCUACGUUCUUUGCGCAGCUGGAUGGAGAGACUCCUGUUGAGGGGUGGAAUGCAGGCAUGACUUAG
Molecule: messenger RNA, 2142 nt
Organism: Aspergillus puulaauensis
Lineage: Eukaryota; Fungi; Ascomycota; Eurotiomycetes; Eurotiales; Aspergillaceae
Exons: 5
Coding region: 1-2142 (713 amino acids)
Biological process (GO): DNA-templated transcription; positive regulation of transcription from RNA polymerase II promoter by galactose
Cellular component (GO): nucleus
Molecular function (GO): RNA polymerase II cis-regulatory region sequence-specific DNA binding; zinc ion binding; DNA-binding transcription factor activity, RNA polymerase II-specific
Source: RefSeq, a predicted model, not a curated record